AGAUGUGAGCGAUGCAAUAAUAAGAUGCAGAGGUUCAGCUUCGAGGAAGUCAGGAGAAUACUGGGUAACAACUUCUCCGACAUAUUCAACAUAAGCCAGAGUGAUAUCAUAAACAUCGGACCAUAUCCCGACGUGGACGGUGUGGAUGAAAAUGAAAGACGCCGGGAUCAUCGGUGCGGUUCGCUGGCAGACGUGGCGUCCGAUUACGCCGAGAACUACCACAUCUACUGUGCGAUCGGUGUGUGCGUUUUUGGCACAGUUUCGAACUCGCUGAACGUGGCCGUGUUGACGCGGAAGGAGAUGGCGAGCGUUCCCAUAAACAGGAUUUUGACGGCUUUGGCUGUGGCAGACAUGCUCUUAAUGGUCGAGUAUAUCUCGUUCCACAGUUAUUACUACCAGGAUGUUUCGGGUCGUAGGGAUUUUCCGUAUCUUGGUGCCGUUUUUGCGCUGUUUCACAUACACUUUUCGCAGGUCAUGCACACGACUUCGAUUUGUCUGACUUUGACGCUGGCGAUAUGGAGGUAUUUGGCGCUCGGGUACCCCGAGAAGACACACGUUUUGGGAUCGGACAAACGAUGCUCCCUCGCCAUCGUCUUGAGCUUCGUGAUUCCCAUCAUCCUGUGCUCCCCAACAUUUUUAUCGUUCCAUAUCAAAUCGAACGUGAUAAAGGAGGACAAGAAUUACACGCUGUACACAGCGGCGAUCGUUGACGAACUGAGAGAGAACGAAUUCUUGCUCAAAGCCAACUUCUGGAUGUACGGAGUGUUCAUUAAAUUAUUGCCUUGUUGCAUACUAUCUGUGAUCAGUUGCUGGCUGGUGAAGACGCUCAUGAAAGCCAAGAAGCGAAAGCAGAUACUGAGGAGCUACGAAACACACCCUUUACGAGUCGAAGGCAAGACAUGUGAUGCUAAACCAACGAAAGCUGAGAGGAGAGCUGACAGAACUACGAAGAUGCUCAUAGCUGUCCUCUUACUCUUCCUGGUUACGGAGUUUCCUCAGGGAAUCUUCGCGCUCUACAUUGCUCUCAAAGGGGAAUAUUUCUUCCUCGUCUGUUAUCAGAAGUACGGUGCUGUUAUGGACAUUUUAGCGUUAAACAACGGAUCUGUUAAUUUUAUUUUAUACUGCUACAUGAACCGUAUGUUCAGAUCUACCUUCGGUCAGCUUUUCAAGCAGAGACUUCUUUCCAAGCUUAAAGUUGAUAAUCCAAACUCAGAAGUUCAAUCUACACUGGUGUGAUUUUUCAGGAAUUUCCAAAAGAAUUCUGUGAUUUGAAAAUAAUC
Messenger RNA from Coccinella septempunctata (seven-spotted ladybird), 1280 nucleotides. Its product is annotated as G-protein coupled receptor dmsr-1. Gene Ontology annotation, cellular component: membrane. Lineage: Eukaryota; Metazoa; Arthropoda; Insecta; Coleoptera; Coccinellidae. The transcript is spliced from 2 exons. Gene Ontology annotation, molecular function: G protein-coupled peptide receptor activity. Bases 25 to 1236 code for a protein of 403 amino acids. The record is from RefSeq and is a predicted model, not a curated record. Gene Ontology annotation, biological process: G protein-coupled receptor signaling pathway.